This is a messenger RNA of Hibiscus syriacus, 1254 nucleotides long. RefSeq names its product GDSL esterase/lipase At5g33370-like. Gene Ontology annotation, molecular function: hydrolase activity, acting on ester bonds. Lineage: Eukaryota; Viridiplantae; Streptophyta; Magnoliopsida; Malvales; Malvaceae. The record is from RefSeq and is a predicted model, not a curated record. The transcript has 5 exons. Bases 16 to 1119 code for a protein of 367 amino acids.
UAGCUAGCUGGUCCCAUGGCGAGCUCACUUGUUUUUGUUUCGUGGAUGGUUUUAGGACUUGUAAUGGCUACUUCAACUGCCCGAGUUGAAUCCGCCAGGGCAUUUUUUGUGUUCGGUGAUUCCCUUGUUGACAAUGGCAACAACAAUUUCUUAGCAACCACUGCUCGAGCCGAUUCGCCGCCUUACGGCAUUGAUACCCCCAACCGUCGUCCCACCGGUCGCUUCUCGAACGGCAAAAACAUCCCCGAUUUCAUCAGUGAAGCACUUGGUUCAGUGCCAACAUUGCCAUACUUGAGUCCAGAGCUCAGGGGAGAUAGGCUACUUGUUGGGGCCAACUUUGCUUCAGCUGGCAUUGGGAUCCUCAAUGACACUGGCAUCCAAUUUAUAAACAUUAUCAGAAUGUACAAGCAAUUGAAGUACUUUGAACAAUACCAGGCCCGGUUGACUGACCUCGUCGGGUACGACGAAGUGAGACGGAUCGUAAACGAUGCACUCAUACUCAUCACCGUCGGCGGCAACGAUUUCGUUAACAACUACUACUUGAUUCCAUUCUCUCCGAGAUCUCGCCAGUUCAGUCUACCAGAUUAUGUUCGAUACCUGAUCUCUGAGUACAAGAAACUUCUAAUGAGGCUGUAUGAUCUAGGAGCUCGGAAGGUUCUGGUGACCGGGACAGGACCAAUGGGUUGUGUUCCGGCAGAAUUAGCCAUGAGGAGUCCAACCGGUCAGUGUGCCGCCGAAUUGCAACGAGCUGCGGCUUUGUACAAUCCACAAUUGGUUAACAUGAUAAAUGAACUCAACAGCCAGUAUGGUUCAAAUAUUUUCAUUGCUGCUAAUACACAACAGCAAACCACUGAUUUCAUUAAUGACCCUGCAGCCUAUGGAUUUACCACAUCAAAGGUAGCUUGUUGUGGCCAAGGACCCUACAAUGGCUUGGGACUAUGUACCGUGGUAUCGAAUCUGUGCCCAAACCGAGACGAAUAUGCUUUCUGGGAUCCGUUCCAUCCUUCGGAGAGGGCGAACGGCAUAAUUGUGAACAUGAUCUUGAGUGGUUCGGCUAAUUACAUGAGCCCCAUGAACCUCAGUUCUCUCUUAGCUUUGGACACCAAAACCAAGACAUAGUUAAUUAGUUAGCAUUCUAAUAAGGAUAGUGAGCCUUUUGUGUUGAACCAUUAAUGUUGUUCGUUUGCUUUGCAUGGAUGCUUCUAUGAUUUUGAUUAUUAUGGCGUUGUGGUUUGAAUAAUUUGCAAUUAUGUA